AGAACUGGGGGCAGUUCCGGGUGGGAGCACAAAGGAACUACGUACGCCUACGGCUGCGACAGCAGCAGCCGCGACGCCAUUUGCUUAAGAAGAAGCGUGGUGGAAUACGCAUCUACUUAGAACACAACAUCAACCGUUUGGCCUGCCGAGCUCCUAGCAGGAGUCGUUGUUCAGUAUAAAGAACGGGAUAAGAGCCAGAAACGCCCCGAAACAGUCGGCGUCGUCAUGCCUAAGAAUAAAGGUAAAGGAGGUAAAAAUAGGCGUAGAGGUAAGAAUGAGAAUGAAUCUGAAAAAAGAGAACUGGUCUUUAAAGAGGAUGGACAAGAGUAUGCUCAGGUAAUCAAAAUGUUGGGAAAUGGACGAUUAGAAGCAAUGUGCUUUGAUGGUGUAAAGAGAUUAUGUCAUAUCAGAGGAAAACUGAGAAAAAAGGUUUGGAUAAAUACCUCAGAUAUCAUAUUGAUUGGUCUGCGAGACUAUCAGGUAACAAUUAUAGUAACAUUUCAUUGUAUGCUUGUGUGCAAUGUGUCAAUUUUUUUAUUUUGUUUUUUCUCUUUAGCAGGGAAGGGAAGGAGAGAGGGAGAGACAUGUCAGUGUAUGGUUACCUCUUGUGUGUC
Artibeus jamaicensis (Jamaican fruit-eating bat) is the source of this 614-nucleotide messenger RNA. RefSeq names its product eukaryotic translation initiation factor 1A, X-chromosomal-like. The transcript is spliced from 4 exons. Gene Ontology annotation, biological process: translational initiation. Gene Ontology annotation, molecular function: RNA binding; translation initiation factor activity. Lineage: Eukaryota; Metazoa; Chordata; Mammalia; Chiroptera; Phyllostomidae. The record is from RefSeq and is a predicted model, not a curated record. Gene Ontology annotation, cellular component: cytoplasm. The annotation marks the transcript as partial.